AUGGUUUGCUCCAUAGCCGAGUCUAGAGCUAAGCCCAAGGUUUUCAAUGUGAUGGACUAUGGUGCCAUUGCAAACGGAAAAACAGACAAUAGCAAGGCUUUUUUGAGAGCUUGGAGAGAGGCAUGUGAAUGGGAGGGAAAGGCUAGGGUUUUAAUACCACAGGGAACGUACAUGUUGUACCCAGUGGAGUUCAUAGGUCCUUGCGAAGGUCAUAUGGCCUUUGUUAUUAGGGGCACUCUAAAGGCUCCAAGUGAAGCUGCACAAGCAGGCUUUUACAGUGCUGAGAAAUGGAUAAACUUCCGAAACGUCAAAGGAUUGGGUGUCGGAGGAGGCGGCACCGUGGACGGCCAAGGAGCAGCAUCUUGGCCGCUUAAUGACUGUGGAACGAACGCCAAUUGCCAAACUCUUCCCACUACGAUGAGAUUCGACUUCGUGUCGAACGCGAGAAUUCACCACCUGAAAUCCAUCGACAGCAAAAGCACUCACUUCACUAUCUUCGGAUGCGAAAACCUCAACAUCACCAAGGUCCAGAUCUCGGCCCCGUCCGACAGCCCCAACACGGACGGGAUCAAGAUCGGGACGUCUCGCCACGUGGGGAUCUCACGUGCCACCAUCGGGACCGGUGACGACUGCGUAUCGGUCCUCCCCGGCAGCUCCGACAUCCGAAUAUCGGAGGUCGUGUGCGGGCCCGGCCACGGGAUCAGCGUGGGGAGCCUGGGAAAGUACGUGGACGAGAAGGACGUGAGGGGAGUGAUAGUGAGGAAUUCUAGUCUGAGGGAAACUAGCAAUGGAGUUAGAAUCAAGACUUGGGCUACUGAUUAUGCUAGUACGGCUUCUGGUUUUCUGUUUGAAGAUAUUGUGAUGGACAAUGUUCUUAAUCCCAUCACUAUUGAUCAGAAUUAUUGCCCCCACGGUGCUUGCAAUCAGAAGGCUUCUUCUCAUGUGCAAAUCAGCAACGUGGUGUACAAGAACAUCUGGGGAACUUCGAGUUCAGAGGUUGCCGUCACUCUGCAAUGCAGCGAAAGCGCGCCGUGCAAUAACAUAGUGCUGGGGAACAUCAAUUUGUCUUAUCACGGUUCAGGAAGAGCUCCAAGCUCACAUUGUUCUCAUGUCAAUGGCUUCUCUUUUGGCAAACAAAGCCCUCCUUCAUGCUUGUAG
Messenger RNA from Morus notabilis, 1158 nucleotides. Its product is annotated as exopolygalacturonase. The transcript has 4 exons. The coding region runs from base 1 to 1158 and encodes 385 amino acids. Gene Ontology annotation, biological process: carbohydrate metabolic process. Gene Ontology annotation, molecular function: polygalacturonase activity. The record is from RefSeq and is a predicted model, not a curated record. NCBI's taxonomy places the organism in Eukaryota, Viridiplantae, Streptophyta, Magnoliopsida, Rosales, Moraceae.